Cercopithifilaria johnstoni is the source of this 642-nucleotide messenger RNA. Lineage: Eukaryota; Metazoa; Nematoda; Chromadorea; Rhabditida; Onchocercidae. The record is from the annotation of a GenBank genome assembly.
AUGCCCCCAUCAGUACUAGAGGGGAGAGGAGAUUACACCAUCCAUUCUGGGCAAUUGCCGCAAGAAAACCAUGCAUGGGCUAGUUUAGCGGUACCUUCUAAGGAAAGUUUGAAGGAAAAAAGUGCAAUUCGAUAUUUUUUAAAACAGAGUUUGUUGGAGUUUUUCUUUUCGGUGAUUAUCAUAUUGUUGCAGUUACCUGUCACGUUGUUUGGUGUCUUCUCACAUAUCUCGCCCGUAAGAGUAAGAGGCGGAAAGCGCAAAUAUGGAUCGGGAAUUCUUCAACCUUUGCACACAUUUCGUGAAUACUUAUUAGCGGAGACAUGGAUAGUUGUCAAAUGCAAGCACAUGACAUUACGAGCAUUCGGUAUGACGCUACUGAAUGGUACCAUCUCAGUUAUUUAUUUGUUCGUUGUAGUUCGUCCUUUAAUUGUUAGAGAAGCGGUUUCGUCAAGUAGCAGUAUGAAUUCCGGGAAGUGUAAUAGCAGUAUGAAGAAAAAUUGUAAAAUAGAUGAAGUGCAGAAUCUACGGGUCCAGAAACUGACGACUGCCGCGGGUCUCGUAGCACGUUUACGGCAUCGGGUUACGGUAAGAUCACAGUCAAAUGUUGAUGUGAUGGAAAUUGAUGAAGGUAAGGCGAAGUAA